UAUUAGUUCGGACCGAUUGAAUGCCUUCUGAUACGGCAAAUCGACGCAUGAUUAGCGUGAUUGUUAUGCGAGUCUUGCUUUUGCAUUUAAACUUUAACUUUAUUCAACUAUGCAAGGCAAGACUUCGUUCUAAUUUUGGCUUUUGAGCGGCAAGGUUAAAUAACACAUUUUAUGUGAAUGGCCAGACGAAAGCUCAAACAUGAUUGGCUGGCAGUUUAUUCGUUUUGAUUCUCUUCUUUCGAAUCUAUGCUUUUGACGGUCAUCAACUCUUCAUCAUGUCAACAACAUCUCAAGCUUGUUUCCCUCCCAUUCUUGCUGCCUUGCAAGAUAGUACUACUCAAGCUCAUCGAGCAAGGAAUGUCAUCGUUUGUUUGGACGGCACAGGAGAUCAAUUCGAUAAUGAUAACUCAAACGUCGUCAAAUUCUUUGCGGCUCUCAAAAAGGAUGAUCCAACUCAAUUGACCUAUUAUCAAACAGGCGUUGGCACGUACUCUAGUUCGUACAAAGGCUCUCUUAAAAAAGGCUUCUCUGCCGGCUUGGAUAUGGCCGUUGGCGCUUCCCUUGGCGUUCAUGUUCGAGAAGCUUAUUCGUUCCUCAUGCAAAAUUAUCGAGAAGGCGAUAAAAUUUGUUUGAUCGGUUUCUCAAGAGGCGCAUAUACUGCUCGUGCCUUAGCUGGCAUGCUGCACAAAGUUGGCCUGUUACCCGCUCAUAAUCAAGCACAAAUCGCUUUCGCUUAUAGAUGGUACAAGGAUGAUUCCGAGUAUGGCUGGAAAAUGAGUGCAGACUUCAAAAGAACAUUCUCGAUUGAUGCUGAUAUUCAUUUUCUUGGUUGCUGGGAUACAGUUGCAAGUGUGGGGUUCAUUCCUAGAAUCUUACCCUUCGCAAAAACCAACAAUAGAUCUGUUCGCUAUUUCCGACAUGCUCUUGCUUUAGAUGAAAGACGUGCGAAAUUCAAAGCCAAUCAUUGGUUCCAACGUGAUGAAUUGUACCAUACCGAGGAGGAAGAAGGAGGUCAUCAAGACGAGCCUGAACACAUCUUGGAUGCUGAUAAUGGCAAAGAAAUCAAAGGAGAUGGUAAGUCAUAUGCUGAGUAUGAAAUGAUGAAAAAGUUCAAUGAGAUCGAUCGAAAGGAAUUCGGCAAUUAUGGACAGCCGACGGAUGUGCUGGAAGUAUGGUUUUUGGGAUGCCAUGCAGAUUGUGGUGGUGGUGCGGUGGCCAAUGACACUCGUCAUAUGGUUUCUCGUAUUCCGUUACGCUGGAUGUUACGUCAAACAUUUGAAUGCAAUACCGGCAUCUUGUUCCAUACAGAUGUCUUGGCAGAGCAUGGCUUGGACGUGGAGACUCUUUGGCCAAAAUGUGUAACACGUAAAGCACCCUCAUGCAGCCCACCACCAUCUGCUUUGGACGAGUAUGCAAGCGGAACGUUGCCCUCUUUAGUCAAACGACGUGAUAGUGUCAGACAAUGCAGUCCGAUGGGCAGCAUGACACGUUCAGUAUCGACUGUGAGCUCCUGGCGUGAAACGGGUGUUUUGCCUGAAAUGCAUGAAGAUUAUUUCGAUUCUCUGGCGGAAAUUAAUGAUCAGCUUGUACAAGCAAAAGGUUGGUGGAUGUUGGAAUUAUGGCCGGUGAAGUAUCGUAUCAAAACCGACUUGGGUGAAUGGAAGAAAAAGAUUGGUCCAAAUAUGGGCAGAUAUCGUACAAUCCGCACAAAGACGACAAAUUUACAUUGGACAGUCGUUCAACGUCAAGAGAGCAAGAAUUACAAAAUCAAAUGUUUAGCCGACGAUGGUUGCAAAUGGAAUAUCAUUUAUUAG
Meira miltonrushii is the source of this 1814-nucleotide messenger RNA. RefSeq lists its product as uncharacterized. The record is from RefSeq and is a predicted model, not a curated record. The coding region runs from base 276 to 1814 and encodes 512 amino acids. NCBI's taxonomy places the organism in Eukaryota, Fungi, Basidiomycota, Exobasidiomycetes, Exobasidiales, Brachybasidiaceae. The transcript is spliced from 3 exons.